AUGGAUUCCUUCCAACCUGCAGAAGGAUCCAAUCCUGAAGAUGAGCCUCACCUGAGGAACAUCUUAGGGAAGAAGAGAAGCAGCAUCAGCAGCACAUGUACUCCCCACGACCUCCAAUGGCAGUCAUCCAAAACCCUGGAAACCCUUAGGCUGCAGGGUUUCAAUGACCCAGACCCAACACUCCCAUCCCAUCCCCCUAGCACAGUAUCACAGCAACCAGAACAACAAGCCCCAUUCCUAGCACCGGCAUUGGGUGCCAUGCUAGAGAUUCCCUGGAUGCCCCAUGGAUGGCUCGAGGAACUGGGAGUUCCAGGGGCUGGGGAUCUCGACACACCACACUAG
Molecule: messenger RNA, 342 nt
Organism: Guyanagaster necrorhizus
Lineage: Eukaryota; Fungi; Basidiomycota; Agaricomycetes; Agaricales; Physalacriaceae
Exons: 2
Coding region: 1-342 (113 amino acids)
Source: RefSeq, a predicted model, not a curated record